Schizosaccharomyces octosporus yFS286 is the source of this 2017-nucleotide messenger RNA. Its product is annotated as UTP-glucose-1-phosphate uridylyltransferase. Gene Ontology annotation, molecular function: UTP:glucose-1-phosphate uridylyltransferase activity. The record is from RefSeq and is a predicted model, not a curated record. The transcript has a single exon. Gene Ontology annotation, cellular component: cytoplasm. Gene Ontology annotation, biological process: UDP-alpha-D-glucose metabolic process; glycogen metabolic process. Bases 123 to 1622 code for a protein of 499 amino acids. Lineage: Eukaryota; Fungi; Ascomycota; Schizosaccharomycetes; Schizosaccharomycetales; Schizosaccharomycetaceae.
UAAGCACCGCUAGGUGAUGUGAUUUGUUGUAGACAAAGCCAAAACCAUCGGUACCACCAUUGUUUAUAGCGAACAAUACGGGUGUUUUUUCCUGCCUUUAACCAUUAUCAUAAAAGAAAAGAAUGCUUCAUCGGCGGGUCCAUUUUAAAUCCCAGUCCACUUUGGACUUUGACAGUAUUGCUGUCAGUAUUUCGGCGAGCACCAUGAAAAACGAACUCGACAAACUUGUACACAACUCCAAGGUGGCUGAUCGGCGGAUAUUCAAACUUCAGAUGGAAAACUUUUUUGCUCUGUAUCGGAGGUAUUUAUUGCAUACAGUGAAAGGAUAUGAAUGUGAUUGGGAUUCGAUUCGACCUCUGGGGCCUCAGGAUGUUACGGAUUACACGAGUUUAACUCCAUGUAAAGAAGAAUCACAGUAUUUGGACCGGGUAGCAGUAUUAAAAUUAAACGGUGGAAUGGGGAAUAGCAUGGGCGUAAAUAAGCCGAAAGCGUUAAUUGAGCUUCACGGCAGUCAAACGUUUCUUGACUUGAGUAUCCAACAAGUUGACUACUUAAACAAACGUUACGAAGUGGCAGUUCCUUUUCUAUUAAUGAAUUCUUGCGAUACAAAUGAUGAGACUUGUAAAUAUCUUCGAAAAUAUACCGGCUAUAACCUUGACAUAUCUACCUUUGAACAGUCGCGUUACCCACGUGUUUCCGUGGGUUCUCAGCUUCCCGUUCCAAAGUAUGCUCCUUCUCCCAUUGAGGAAUGGUAUCCACCUGGACAUGGAGAUGUUUUUGAAGCGCUUGUCCACUCUGGGAUUAUAGAUCGUUUGCUCGCACAAGGAAAGGAUUAUUUAUUCGUGAGCAACAUUGAUAAUCUCGGUGCAUCUGUUGAUCUCAGACUUCUUUCACACGUUAUAGAAAACGAAAUAGAAUAUGCGAUGGAAGUUACUGAUAAAACAAAAGCGGACGUUAAGGUUGGUAUCCUUGUUAAUCAGGACGGCAUUCUACGAUUAUUAGAACGGAACCAGGUGCCAGAAAAGCAUCAAGAAGAAUUUACAUCAGAUCGCAUUUUCAAAUAUAUUAAUACGAACAACGUUUGGCUUUAUUUACCAGCCGUGAAACGAGUAGUCGAAAAUCGAGAACUCAAUUUGGAUAUCAUGCCCAAUAUUGAAAUCAUCAACCGUAAUGAUGAAUCAACCAGGGUAAUUGAGUUUACAACUUCUAUUGGCUCCGCCAUUAGUCAAUUCAAAAAAACCGAAGGAAUAAAAGUCACCCGUGAAAGAUUUAUAUCCGUGAAAACGUCAGCGGAUUUGCUGCUUGUACGAGGUGAUUUAUAUUCCAUAGAUCAUGGAUCUCUAAAACCCGACGAAUCUAAGGUUGGAUUUUCUCCACCUGUUGUCAACUUGACUAAUGAAUUUACUGAUGUAGCAGAAUUGUUUCGCCGAAUACCCCACAUGCCCAGUAUUAAGGACUUAACCUCACUAUCCAUAUCGGGAAAUGUUUACUUUGGAAAAAAUGUUGUUUUGAAGGGCAAUGUUGUAAUUGUAGCAUCACCGAAUGCGACGUUGCAUAUCCCACCCAACGCUGUUUUAGAAAACUGUGUAGUAUCUGGGAACUGUAAAAUAAUGGACCAUUAACGCUCUUUUGCUGGUUGCAAAAACUCUCAUGUACGGAUUUUUUUUACGAUUAGAUAUGGAAUACUUUAAAUGGCUUUGUAAUACAUUUUCAUUUUCAGUGUAUGACCCAAACACCUCUCGUUACUAAGUUAUAACAAAUUUAUUAUCGUAGUAUAUAUUGACAUCUAAAUAUUCAGGAUAUCCUGCAAAAAAUAUACAAAUUGCUUUACAUAUGGUACGCUUCGAGAAACAUCGAUAUUAGUUUUCACUGUGGGGAUAAUUGAACAAUAAAGAUCCAGGGUUGGGAUUAUCCAGACCCUCUUCAAAGUUUAUGCAUUAAUAUCAGGCAACUUAUAGCAAUCGUGAACAGGAAUGUAGCAUUUAAUUUAGUUCAUAUUAUAAAUAACAAAAACGAC